This is a messenger RNA of Colletes gigas, 1740 nucleotides long. Its product is annotated as histidine-rich glycoprotein-like. The record is from RefSeq and is a predicted model, not a curated record. Lineage: Eukaryota; Metazoa; Arthropoda; Insecta; Hymenoptera; Colletidae. The transcript is spliced from 2 exons. Bases 1 to 1740 code for a protein of 579 amino acids.
AUGGCGACGAUGGCGUGGCUCCCGUUCGUCGCCCUGCUGCUGACAGAGGCGGUUGGCCAAGAUUUGAAACCAUCGGAUGGAAAUCGACCGCAACUGCAACCGACCAGACCGGUAUUGUCCGAUUUCAUCAAGCUCCCGCGACAAUUCCAGCCACCUCGGCCGUCUGCGACGCCGGACUCCGCGAACACGCUCCCAAACCUCGCCAGACAUCCUCGAAAACGACAAUUAGGCGACUUGGGAGCGCAUUUCCAACCGCUGACGCUGCCCCUGGCCGCCCCCGCGCUGCAUCCAACCGUGUUCGACUCGACCAUCAAGACGACCAUCGUCCCACGGUUAAACGAGGCUACGAAACAUGUGAUCGAACCUCGCGUUGCUUUCGUGGGGCCGACGCAACGGCGAAUCCACGACAGCCAACAGUCGCCAUCCUUCUAUCACGGCCACAGACAUCAUCACGGACAUCACGCGCAUCACGAUCAUCACGCGAAGCACAAACACGACCAUGGUCACAAGCAUCAUCACGAGCACGACCACAAGCACGGGCACGAGCAUCACGCCGAGCACAAGCAUCACGAGGAGCACAAGCAGCACCACGACCACCAUCAUCAUCACGGACACGACCAUCACCACGGCCACAAGCAUCAUUCGGACCACAAGCAUCAUCACGGUCACGAGCACAAGCACGAGCACGGCCACAAGCACGAGCACAAGCACGGCCACGACCACAAACAUCACGGGGAGCAUCAACACCAUCAUGGUCAUCAGCAUCACUCGAAACACGAGCACCACGAGGAGCACAAACAUCACGCCGAGCAUCACCACCACCAUAAGCAUCAUCAUCACAACGAGCAUCAUCACCACCAUGAGCAUCACCACGUCAACGAGCAUCAUCAUCAUCAUACGCACAAGGAGACCGAGAAUCACCACCACCAUCACGGCCACGAUCACAAGGAGGACCACAAACACGGCCACAAAGAGGAACACAAGCAUCACCAUGGCCACGAGCACAAGCACGGACACCACGAGGAUCAUCAUCACGGCCACCACGAGGACCAUCAUCACAAACACGGCCACGAGCACAAGCACGGCCACCACGCGGACCAUCACCAUAAACACGGACACGAGCACAAGCAUGGACACCACGAGGACCACCAUCACGGCCAUCACGAGGACCACAAACACGAACACCACGAGGACCACCACCACAAACACGGCCACGAGCACAAGCAUGGUCACAAAGAGGAACACCAUCACGGGCACCACGAGGACCAUCACCACGCCCACCAUCAGGACCAUAAACAUCACCAUCAUCAGGACCACAAGCAUGACCACGAGCACAAGGAGGAGCACAAGCACGGCCACGAGCACAAGCAUCAUCACGACCAUCACGAGGACCACAAGCAUCACGAGCAUCACAAGCAUCACGAGGGCCACGAGCACAAACACGGCCACUCCCACGAGGAGGAACACAAGCAUUUCGACGACCAUCACCAUAAGCAUCACCACGAGGGACAUCACAAGCAUCACGAGAGCCAUCAUCACGCUGCUUACGAACAACACGGCCACGAACAUUACAAAGGACUUGGACAUUACUUCGACGCUUCUCAGCACCACGAAGAGUACGUAUUUCCCGAAGAAACGGUGACCAUCGCGGCAACACCACCCGUAGACGAUAUUCUUAAGAUCAAAAAGGAACCGGAAGUCCAGGUAACCGUCGAACCGACGGCCACUGGCCAAGCUUGA